Gymnodraco acuticeps is the source of this 1251-nucleotide messenger RNA. RefSeq names its product uridine phosphorylase 1 (gene upp1). Gene Ontology annotation, biological process: nucleotide catabolic process; uridine catabolic process. Gene Ontology annotation, cellular component: cytosol; cytoplasm. Lineage: Eukaryota; Metazoa; Chordata; Actinopteri; Perciformes; Bathydraconidae. Bases 123 to 1076 code for a protein of 317 amino acids. The transcript has 8 exons. Gene Ontology annotation, molecular function: uridine phosphorylase activity. The record is from RefSeq and is a predicted model, not a curated record.
GAUGGACGUCACGUCAUUGUGGGCAGGAUGCUCGUGUUACGGUGUCGACAUCAAUACAGAAAGCGAAAUUAACUGUCAGGGAAAGAGGAAUCGGCAGUCAAACAGCAACAUACUAAAGGAAGAUGAACCCAGAGGAAGAGAAACGGGCCACGCCAUGCAGCAGCCCUGUUUUUGUUCACAACCCACACCUGGAUGUAAUGAAAGAUGACGUCCUCUACCACUUCGGGUUGGGAACAGCAACUCACAACCUACCUGCCAUGUUUGGUGAUGUCAAAUUUGUGUGUGUUGGAGGCAGUCCAUGGAGAAUGAAAUCAUUCACUGAGUAUAUUGCUGCUGAGAUCCGUAUGGAAGACCCCGAGUCAGAGUACCCAAACAUCUGUGCUGGAACGGACCGCUAUGCUAUGUACAAAGUUGGCCCUGUGCUGUCUGUCAGUCAUGGGAUGGGCAUCCCAUCUAUUGCCAUAAUGUUGCAUGAGCUAAUAAAGCUCCUCCAUCACGCUCAUUGUGAAGAUGUUACAAUUGUACGUAUUGGAACGUCGGGAGGAAUAGGGCUUGAGCCUGGCACAGUUGUUGUCACCAAGAAGUCUAUGGAUGCCACCUUCCUGCCCAAGUUUGAGCAGGUGAUCCUGGGGAAGACCGUGGAGCGUAAUACUGAUCUGGACCAAUGCCUGGCUGAGGAGCUGUUGCAGUGCAGCAAGGAGCUCAACCAGUUUGAGACAGUGAUAGGCAACACCAUGUGUACACUGGAUUUCUAUGAAGGGCAAGCCCGUCUGGAUGGGGCAUUCUGCUCCUACACCGAGAAGGAUAAACAGGACUACCUCAAAAAAGCCAGUGAAGCAGGAAUCUGCAAUAUAGAAAUGGAGUCAUCAGUUUUUGCUGCCAUGUGCAAACUGAGUGGUCUUCGAGCGGCUGUGGUUUGUGUCACGUUACUGGAUCGUCUGAAGGGGGAUCAGAUGAACGGCUCUCAUGAAGUUCUUCAGAGUUACCAACUACGUCCUCAGAUACUGGUCGGAAACUACAUUAAGAAGCUGUUAAAGGCCAAAGCAGGACGUAGCUGCAACAGUGCAACAGUAUAAGCUGCAAUGAUUCAGCUUUAAAAAAAAAAUGUUAUCCUGCUCUCACCAAUAGCCAUAUAUUACCUUUAUUACCUCCAGAAUAAUGACUUAAGAAGUAAUGCCUAUUUAUUUAUCCUUGGCAAAUAUUAAGUUGGUCUAUUUCACUGUUUUUAAUAAAAUCCAUUACACUAUAUCA